GACAAUGACAAUAAGCAUACCCGCACCUGAUUCCUUAUGAUGAGCGGCACAGCAAGUAUGGUGGACAUCCGUGUAUCUAAAUACCUCUCAAAUUCCCAGUCUCGAAAUAAUCGUCUGGAUGGACACGUCAGGCUCCGACUAUCUUGCUUGGCAUGCCACGUGGGUUCCUCAUUGGAUCCUAUAAAUACCCCCUCCGGGCCACGUCAAAAGGUCAUCCCUAAGUGCAGUUGCGGACUGAAGAAGGACUUCUGGUCAACCCCCAACAACCUUCCACCUCUGAUUCCACCUCAGCUCCCAACUCAACUUCCACCUCAGCUUCCACCUCAGGUCCCAAUUAUGUUCCCUCCUGUUGAUCAUGUAGAAGGAGGAGAUGAAAAUCAACCUCAUGCUUCAGCUCAUAACUCAACUUCCACUGCCAACCAAGACGUAGUGGCAGCUCAGCUUGCUGCCAUGCAGCAACAGUUCGGUGUCUUUCAGUUGGUACUGGCUCAGCUUUUAGCUAGAAAUAAUCCUGGUGAUCCCCUCAUUACCUUACUGAACCCUGCUCAACAACCCCCAGCUCCACAACAGAAUCCUCAAUCGGUUCAACCUGCUCCCGCUGUUAGCGAAUCUCAAGCUCAAUCCCACAUAGCACCCGCUCAACAACCCAUCCCUGAUGAUAUCAAGAAUAAGAUGGAUUUACGGUGUCCUGGCCCAAUGAAAACUACUGCUGCUAGUCGAGACCACACCAGAUAUUGUGAUUUUCAUCAAGAUCACGGCCAUACUACAGAGCAGUGCAACAGCUUAAAGUUCGAACUGGAAAGUUUAGCUCAGAAGGGAAUGCUGAAUGAGUAUGUUCAGAGAGCUGAACAGUCGCGGUUUGUCAGAGAGCAGAGGCCGCAGCCCCAAGGAGUCCGCAAUCCCCCAAAUAGACAAGAGUUUAAACAUCAAAACCGAGCUCAGAAGCGGAAGAUUGACGAUGCUGAAUGGAAGAAUCAACCCAUUACUUUCACAUCUGCCGACCUCGACACAGUUGUUACACCCCACAAUGAUCCUCUGGUUACUUCUGUCAUGAUCAAUAACUGUGAAGUACAGCGUGUCCUUGUUGACACCGGCAGUGCACCAGACAUCAUGUAUUUCCACUGUUUCGAGAGUUUGGGACUAGACCCAGCAUUGUUGCAGAAGUAUGAUGGUCCUAUCUAUGGUUUCAACAACCAACCUGUUCCGGUAGAAGGAGUUCUUACCCUCCAUGUGGCUUUUGGGAGUGGUCGGACCUAUGUAGCCCCCUCAGUCCGGUUCCUCGUCGUCAAGAUGGCCUCCUCUUUCAACAUUGUUAUUGGCCGACCCACAUUAACUGAAAUCCGAGCUGUGGUUUCCCAAUCCCAUCUCUGCAUGAAAUUCCCCACUCCUAUGGGAAUAGCAACACUGCGAGGAAACCAAGAGGUGGCCAGACACUGUUAUAUCACCUCGGUAACACAACCAACGAAGGGCAAGGAUAAGACACCCGAGGUCAUUCCCCAGCGAAUUCCUGAUCAUCAGCAGGUUAUGGGUGUAGAGAUUGUAGAUAAUCAACCGGAUGAUGAAACCAGAGCUGCUCCGGUAGAAGAUGUUGAAGAAGUGCUCGUUGAUGACAGAGAUCCGAGCCGAAAGACGCAGAUCGGAACUAGAUUGAACCCAGAGGAGAGAGCAGAACUGAUAGCUUUUCUCCGAGCUAACAAUGAUGUAUUUGCAUGGACUUCGGCAGAUAUGCCAGGCAUUCCGACUUCAGUGCUGAUGGCUCCCGAAGACGAAGAAAAGACCUCGUUCUAUGCUGGCGAUGAAAUUUAUUGCUAUGUCAUGAUGCCGUUUGGCUUAAAGAACGCCGGUGCUACUUAUCAGAAAAUGGUAACCAUAGUCUUCCGAGCUCAGAUCGGCAAGAAUCUGGAGGAGUAUGUGGAUGACAUCGUAGUAAAGAGCCUGAAGGCAGAAAACCAUCUAGCCGACCUCGAUGAAACCUUUAACAACCUCAGAAAGAACAGGAUGCGGUUAAAUCCAACCAAAUGUAUCUUCGGAGUGGAGUCUGGAAAGUUUCUAGGUUUCAUGGUGUCCCGAAGAGGGAUUGAGGUCAAUCCAGAGAAGAUCAGAGCAAUUGCCGAGAUGGAACCACCGAAGUCAGUAAAAGAUAUACAGAGGUUAACUGGAAGGGUGGCAGCUUUGCAUCGGUUUAUCUCGAGGUCAGCGAAUAAGUGCUUGCCAUUUUUCAAAAUUAUGAGCUCACCACCUCUGUUGACUAAGGCUGUAGAUGGAGAGAUUCUUUACUUGUACCUGGGGAUUUCAGAUGAGGCCAUUAGUUCCGUUCUGGUGAGAGAGGAAGCCAAGCAACAGAAACCAAUCUAUUAUAUCAGCAGCGUGCUGCACGGAGCAGAGCUGAGGUAUCCUAUAGCUGAGAGAGCAGCUUUAGCAGUUGUCACUUCGGCCAGGAAGUUGAGUAGCAAGGGUUCGGGGGUUGGCGCUCUCUUGAUCGGUCCAGAGGGAUACCGAAGCGAACAUGCCCUAAAGUUCAACUUUGAUGCAACAAAUAAUAUGGCUGAGUAUGAAGCCCUGCUACUUGGCCUACAACUAGCAUUAGAGUUGAAAAUCAGUGCAAUUCAAGUGUACAGUGACUCCCAGCUGGUGGUGAAUCAAAUCAACUCUAUUUGCGAAGUCGUUGACCCUGUGAUGGCGAAGUAUGUAGCCUUAGUGACCGAGCUGAAGUGCAAAUUCCAGAAAUUCUGUCUGAGUAAAAUCCCCCGAGCCGAGAAUGAACAGGCAGAUUCACUCUCUAAGUUUGCCUCUGAUAGCUCUUUAAGCUCCAGAUCUGUUUUUGUAGAGGUCUUAGAUGAACCAAGCUUCACGAAGCCUCGGGUGAUGGAGAUUAGCACAAACCCUGACACGCCGAGCUGGACUGAUUCAAUUGUCUCCUUUUUACGAGAUGGGAUAGUACCUGAGUACAGGCAGGAGGCAAUGAAAUUGAGGAAGAAAGCAUCUCGGUAUACACUUGUUGAUGGAGUCCUGUAUAAGAGAUCUUUCUCACUUCCUCUUCUACGGUGUUUAAACCCCUAUGAAGCUGAAUACGCACUUCGAGAGGUGCAUGAGGGUGUCUAUGGGAGCCAUGUCGGUGCUAGGACUCUCGCUCACAAAGUCUUACGACAAGGAUACUACUGGCCAAACAUGUACAAAGAUGCCACUUACUUUGUUCAGAAAUGCCCGAAAUGUCAAUUCUUCGCACAUCUGACUCACCAACCAGCAGAAGAGCUCACGAACUUGGUAGCACCGCGGCCAUUUGCUCAGUGGGGACUAGAUCUUUUAGGCCCAUUUAUGAAAGGGGUUGGUGGUGUAACCCAUCUGGUUGUUGGUGUGGAUUAUUUUACAAAGUGGGUUGAAACUCGGCCUUUAUCUAGUCUUACCUCUAAGAAGGUCGAAGAUUUUGUUUUCAGCUCUAUCAUCUGCAGAUAUGGGAUCCCGAAUCAGAUUGUGGCUGAUAAUGGAACUCAAUUCAAUUGCUCCUCGUUUCGAGAUUUCUGCUCCAAUUAUGGGAUCAAGUUACAGUUCACCUUCGUUUAUCAUCCGGAGUCCAAUGGCAUGAUUGAAUCUGUUAACAAAUGCAUCCUGGAAGGUGAAACACCCUACCACUUGGCCUUUGGUACCGAAGCAGUCAUUCCUGUUGAGAUAGGAGUCCCAAGCUUCCGGGUCACCCAUUUCGAUGAAGAACGAAAUGGACAACUGCUUCGGGAAAACCUUGAUCUGCUUGCCGAAGUCAGAGAAGAAGCUCGGCUUCGAACUCUUGUAUACAAGCAGAAGCUAGCCAACUUUUACAACAAACGGGUCCACCCUCGAACUUUCAAAGUAGGAGACCUUGUUCUCAGAAAAGCUGGCCUAACGGGGUUUGAAACUCGUUUUGGCAAACUUGCCCCAAAUUGGGAAGGCCCUUAUACCGUGGCCGAGGCGCCACAUCCUGGAGCCUAUGUCCUCCAAGAUGCUGAAGGAAAAAGGGUUCCUAGAGUCUGGAAUGUCAAUAACUUGAAGAAAUUUUACCCCUAAUGAAAUUCUUCCAAACAAUCUAUGUCUUACUGUUCUUUAUGUAUCUGAGAUCAAUCAGUUUAUUCACUUCAGUUAAUAAAUGUCACUUCAUAUU
Messenger RNA from Rubroshorea leprosula, 4132 nucleotides. The record is from the annotation of a GenBank genome assembly. NCBI's taxonomy places the organism in Eukaryota, Viridiplantae, Streptophyta, Magnoliopsida, Malvales, Dipterocarpaceae.